Thalassophryne amazonica is the source of this 2138-nucleotide messenger RNA. RefSeq names its product calreticulin (gene calr). Gene Ontology annotation, cellular component: endoplasmic reticulum; endoplasmic reticulum membrane. The transcript has 9 exons. Gene Ontology annotation, molecular function: calcium ion binding. Bases 82 to 1362 code for a protein of 426 amino acids. The record is from RefSeq and is a predicted model, not a curated record. NCBI's taxonomy places the organism in Eukaryota, Metazoa, Chordata, Actinopteri, Batrachoidiformes, Batrachoididae. Gene Ontology annotation, biological process: protein folding.
CGACCGGUAACGCUGCUGUCACUGUUAGACGAGUGUUAUUGGCCUGUGUGGUUGUAGUGUUUUUGAGUUUAGCCGCUCGGGAUGACAGGCGCCUCGCUGCUGUUGCUGGCCGUGUCCGCUGGCUGUGCUGUGGCUCAGUCCGCUGUCUAUUUCAGGGAGCACUUUGAAGAUGGAGAUGCCUGGAUGAGUCGGUGGGUGGAAUCAAAGCACAAGGCAGAUUACGGCAAGUUUGUCUUGACUGCAGGGAAGUUCUACGGUGACGCAGAAAAAGACAAAGGUCUCCAAACCAGCCAGGAUGCUCGUUUUUAUGCCUUAUCAAGCCGUUUUGAUGGCUUCAACAAUAAGGGCCAACCUCUAGUCAUCCAGUUUACUGUGAAACAUGAGCAAAGCAUUGACUGUGGUGGAGGAUACAUCAAACUGUUCCCAUCUGACCUCAACCAGGAAGACAUGCAUGGAGACUCCACCUAUAACAUCAUGUUUGGCCCUGAUAUUUGUGGUCCUGGUACAAAGAAGGUUCAUGUAAUCUUCAAUUACAAAGGCAAGAACCAUCUGAUCAACAAAGACAUCAGGUGCAAGGAUGAUGAGUACAGCCAUUUAUACACGCUAAUUGUCAACCCUGACAACACUUACGAGGUUAAGAUUGACAAUAAGAAAGUGGAGUCUGGGAAUCUGGAGGACGAUUGGGACUUUUUGCCUCCCAAAAAAAUUAAAGAUCCGGAAGCCAAAAAGCCAGAGGACUGGGAUGACAGGGAGAAGAUUCCUGAUCCCGAAGACAAGAAACCAGAGGACUGGGACAAACCUGAAAACAUCCCAGAUCCUGAUGCCAAGAAGCCUGAUGACUGGGAUGAAGAGAUGGAUGGAGAAUGGGAGCCACCCAUGGUCACCAACCCUGAUUACAAGGGUGAAUGGAAAGCCAGAGAAAUCGACAACCCUGCCUACAAGGGCAAGUGGAUCCACCCUGAGAUUGACAACCCAGAGUACACGGCUGAUUCUGAGAUCUACAAGUAUGACAGCAUCGGUGUGAUUGGGCUUGACUUGUGGCAGGUUAAGUCUGGAACUAUCUUUGACAACUUCCUGAUCACUAAUGACCCAAACCUGGCAGAAGAAGUAGGCAAUGGCACAUGGGGAAAGUCUAAGGAUGCAGAGAAGACGAUGAAGGAAAGCCAGGAAGAAGAUGAGAGAAAGAAACGCGAGGAAGAGGAUAAGAAGCGGAAUGAUGAGGCAAAAGAAGAUGAUGAGGAAGAAGAGGAAAAAGAUGAUGAUGAGGAGGAGGAGGAGGAGGAUGAAGAGGCAGAAGAGGAAGAGCAGGAGGAUGCAGAGAAAGAUAAAGGCACAGGUUUAAAGUUGAAGGAUGAAUUCUAAACUCCAUGCAGGGACUUCUUAUUAAAGAGCUCGAGCGUGUCAGUGAGCCACACUAACCAGGAUGGAGACUGAGGAGACGGGUGCUCAUGACUGACAUGCUGGGGAUGUCUUUUUGUUUUUGUUUACAAAGCAUGGAAAUAGCUUAUUGUUCUGUUUCCACAUGCUACUCCUAUUAAAAUUAAUGAGGAAUGAAGACAAUGUGGGGAAUAUCAAAAGUGGAAGUGAUCCAAAUCCUGUACCUAAUAAAUGUAAAAUGGCAUUUUUAUGUUAAGCAGAAAUUUGUGUGUGUGGGGGGGGGGGGGGGGGCUUUUUAAUUUUUUGUUGUUGUUGUUUUCCUCCUCUCUUUCUAAAUGAAGUAUAUUGUUAUAUGAAAAGCUGUUUGGUGUAUAGCCAAUACACUGGAAAAUGUUUGUGGUCUGCCUGAAAAACAUUUUACCAUUUACAUGCUCAUGUACAUUCAGGAAGCAUUCUGUUACCACCGGGGGGCACAAAUUAAUAAUGUGAUUCAUUAAAAUGAAAUUCCAUGCAAACUUUUGUCCAGUAGUUUUAACACAGUCCACAUAGCCUGUUGUGUGUAAAUCAGACUAGGAUAUCAUUCUGUGCACAUUCAUGGGUUUAAUCAGUUCCUUGUUUCUGCACUGCUGUAGCCCAACACUGUUCCCAAACACACUGAAAGCUGUCCCUUUUGUAAAAAAUGUUUUGUAAUUAAAGGGUGAAAUUUUCAAGUUGUGUUUAUUAAAUAAAAGCAAAUUGUCCAAAUAAAAAUUGGAAUGAAG